Molecule: messenger RNA, 1647 nt
Organism: Rhinocladiella mackenziei CBS 650.93
Lineage: Eukaryota; Fungi; Ascomycota; Eurotiomycetes; Chaetothyriales; Herpotrichiellaceae
Product: serine/threonine-protein phosphatase 2B catalytic subunit
Exons: 5
Coding region: 1-1647 (548 amino acids)
Biological process (GO): fungal-type cell wall organization; calcineurin-mediated signaling
Cellular component (GO): calcineurin complex; cytoplasm
Molecular function (GO): calmodulin binding; calmodulin-dependent protein phosphatase activity
Source: RefSeq, a predicted model, not a curated record
AUGGAUGGCCCGUUGCACAAGGCCGUGGUGGACAAAAAGCCCGUCCCGGAGAUCGACUUCACCUUGCAUAUCAUGGAAGAUGGUUCCCAAGUGAGCACACAGGAGCGAGUAUGCAAGGAUGUUCAAGCUCCGGCCAUGCAGCUACCAACAGAUGAUCAAUUCUGGUCACCGACGGAUCGGUCGAAACCUAACUUGGCCUUUCUCAAAACGCAUUUCUAUCGAGAAGGGAGAUUGACGGAAGAACAAGCCAUGUGGAUCAUCACUGAAGGAACAAAGCUUUUGAAGGCGGAACCCAAUCUGCUGGAGAUGGAUGCUCCUAUUACCGUCUGUGGUGACGUUCAUGGGCAAUACUUCGACCUCAUGAAGCUAUUUGAGGUCGGAGGAGAUCCUGUAGAGACGAGAUAUCUCUUCUUGGGCGACUAUGUUGACCGAGGAUAUUUCAGUAUUGAGUGCGUCCUAUAUCUAUGGUCACUCAAGAUCUGGUACCCCGACACCCUCUGGCUUCUUCGUGGGAACCACGAAUGCCGGCACCUCACUGACUAUUUCACCUUCAAGCUCGAAUGCAAACACAAAUACUCGGAAAAAGUGUAUGAUGCGUGUAUGGAGUCUUUCUGCGCCUUGCCAUUGGCGGCUGUCAUGAACAAGCAAUUCUUGUGUAUACAUGGUGGGCUAAGUCCCGAAUUGCAUACGUUGGAAGACAUCAAAGGAAUUGACCGUUUCCGUGAACCUCCCACCCAUGGUCUCAUGUGCGAUAUUCUUUGGGCGGACCCGUUGGAAGAGUUUGGGCAAGAGAGGACUGGAGAAUAUUUUGUGCACAACCAUGUUAGAGGAUGCUCGUACUUUUUCUCCUACCCGGCCGCGUGCAACUUCUUGGAAAAGAACAACCUCCUCUCUAUCAUUCGAGCGCACGAAGCUCAAGAUGCUGGGUAUCGCAUGUAUCGCAAGACCCGGACGACAGGCUUCCCGAGUGUUAUGACGAUCUUCAGCGCGCCCAACUAUCUCGACGUCUACAACAACAAAGCGGCCGUGCUCAAAUACGAAAACAAUGUGAUGAACAUCCGACAAUUCAACUGCACUCCUCAUCCAUACUGGCUGCCCAACUUUAUGGAUGUGUUUACCUGGUCGCUGCCAUUUGUGUGGGAGAAGAUUACCGAUAUGCUGAUUGCGAUCCUCAAUACAUGUUCCAAAGAAGAGCUGGAAGAAGACACUCGAAGCUCGAGCAUGGGACCGGAGACGCCACCAUUUGCAGAUGCAGAAUCCACGGAAGCCAAGCGCCGAGCAAUCAAGAACAAGAUCCUUGCCGUUGGCCGACUCUCCAGAGUCUUCCAAGUGCUCCGGGAGGAGUCUGAACGUGUGACUGAGUUGAAGACACAAUCUGGAGGCCGACUUCCUGCAGGCACCUUGAUGCUGGGCGCGGAGGGGAUCAAGCAAGCCAUUCGCAAUUUCGAAGAUGCCCGCAAGGUCGAUCUUCAGAACGAACGGCUGCCACCAUCGCCCGAGGAAAUCGAAAAGCGCAGUGCGGAAGACCGACGAGCGGCACUCGAAAGAGCUGCCACUGAGGCAGAGAAUGACACGAAUUUACAAGGCGUGGCCCGUCGAAUCAGCUUUGGCUCAUCCAAUCCACGUGGUCAUCGCCGGAAGGAAUAA